Hemicordylus capensis (graceful crag lizard) is the source of this 2156-nucleotide messenger RNA. RefSeq names its product G protein subunit gamma 8 (gene GNG8). Gene Ontology annotation, biological process: G protein-coupled receptor signaling pathway. Gene Ontology annotation, molecular function: G-protein beta-subunit binding. Gene Ontology annotation, cellular component: heterotrimeric G-protein complex. The record is from RefSeq and is a predicted model, not a curated record. The coding region runs from base 314 to 682 and encodes 122 amino acids. The transcript has 5 exons. Lineage: Eukaryota; Metazoa; Chordata; Lepidosauria; Squamata; Cordylidae.
AGCGGGAUGUGCGAGUGGGGGCGGGGGGGAUGAAAUGCAUAUGCGGCUCGGGAGAGGAGAGCUGGCCUGGCGGUAGCGAGCAGGACUGGUCCCCUUUGCUAAGCAGGACUCGCCCUGGUUUGCAUUUGGAUGGGACACUACAGAUUCAUAAAGUCUACAUUGCAGCUGUUCAGGGUUGCCAACUUUCUUUUCUGGAAGGACUCCUCUGCCUUUAACACUGUGCAUCAGGCCAAAAGAAUUGGGUGAGACUUUUCCCAUCAAGACCCCUGGAGGCAGACUCCCCUCCUGUGAAGCUGGGUCCCCCCAGAGUCUAAUGGGAGGUGGCUUCUUUUCUCUCCUCCUUGCCUGGCUUCUCCGUCCCAAGAGCCUGCAGCUGCUCAUUCCAGCCAGAGAGUAUGAGAAACAACAGAUCUUCCAAGUGACACACGCCGGCAACAGGUCCAUCAUCUCAGCUGGUAAAGGGGUAAGAAUGUCUAACAACAUGGCCAAGAUCGCAGAAGCCCGCAAGACAGUGGAGCAGCUUAAACUGGAAGUGAACAUCGACCGCAUGAAAGUAUCCAAGGCAGCAGCUGACUUGCUAGCUUACUGCGAAGCCCAUGCCAAGGAGGACCCACUGGUGACGCCGGUGCCCUCUGCAGAAAACCCCUUCCGGGAGAAACGGCUCUUUUGCAUAGUGCUGUGAGCCUGGGAGUGGGCGGGGACACAGCAAGCCCCUCCUACUUCCGGGCCAUAGGUGGCAGUGGGCAGGGCUGCCUUGUGUGUCCAUUUGAAAAGGUUUUCAGCACUGAGCAGCAGAUGGUAGAAUUUGGGGUUAAAUGUGAGUGUCGGUGUGAACAAGCUUUAUGUGUGUUGUACAGAAGCUUCUAUUAGUAGUUCUGCCUGGUUUUGAUGGGGGAGAGAGAGAGAACCAUUUUAACACUGAUACACACACCCCCAUCCCAAAAUCCUGGGAAUUCCCAAGCUUGAGUCCCCAGAUGUUAGACUACAGCUCCCAUCACCCCUUCAGUCACUGCAGCUCAGGAUGAUGGGAGUUGUAGUCCAACAUCAUCAUCACUACAGCCCCAUUCUAACUUCUCUUUCCACACACCCCUCUCUCUGCGUCUGUCCAUCCUACACACAACCUGGACAGUGUGUGUUCUAUUCAGAAUUCAGCAGCUAGAAUAUCUCAGCGUUCAUUAAUUCAAAAUUUUUUAAAAAGGAAGUUACUAGCCCUCAUUGUUGUAGAGGUAAGCUUGAACUGGUAGUAGUGAAAUUUCACAAGCCAGAACAGAAGGACCCACCAUUUCACCCUCUGUCUUAAUGGCUGGCCAUUGGAGCAAGGAUGCCGUGUGGGGCAGAAGAGGGCAGCCGCCAUACAGAGUUUCCCAACCAACUGUAGCAGUGCAGCAGGAAACUGUCGUUUUUGACACCCUCUCCUUCCCCAGGAAGCCCUCUGUGCCACCCCAAAAUAUGUCCCCAAGGGCUGUGCAGCCAUUAGGGACCUAUUUGGAGGUGUCACAGGCUUCCUAAGGAAGGGCAUAAAAAAUUGCAGCUCGUGCAGUUAGUCAGGAGGUUCUGUUGAGCGGCUUCGUAGCUUGCACUGAAUGCCAGCCACGCUUGUGCUGUUGUAACAAAAUGCGAAUAGACAUGGUAAUGCUUGUUCAAAUUGGCUGCUUAACAUUCCUAACAUGUCUCCAGCUUCCUUUCUGUGCCCGGGGAAGGCGCCUAGCUUUGUGCCAUGUCAGGAGGAAUCGCUCUUCGGGUGUGAUGAAUAGAGGAGCUGAGUUGCUUUUCUGCUCCUCUAGAAGCAUAAUUCAGUGGUGAAUCUGGUGAAGCUGCAGUUCCCAGGCCAAUGCUAAACGAUGCCAGUGCUAUUCUCUGCCUGACCUGCUGCCCUCACUAAGCCCCCAAACAAACUGGUUUCUGGCUGAACAUUUCCCACCCUGGAAACAUUGCUAAUUAUUCUGAAAAUAAAACAGAACAUAAUGUUGUUUGAAUAAGUGUCCGUAUGAUACAUACAUAACCUGUGCCAGCUCUGUGUCCUUGUUCAGGCUUCUCCAACCGGCUGGAGGGAUAUGGAGGUGGGGAGAAAAAGUGGGCAUGGGAACAACAUACAGAAGGAAACCCACUCCAGACUUCUUUGCAUUGACGGUUUCAAUAAAUGUUUUGUGAUUCUU